UAGGCAGAUGGUUGGUAGGUUGGUUGCUAGGGACGCUGCGGUGUGGUGGAGUGAAUGUUAUAACUUGGUUCUCUUGUGACUGUCAGUUGGGCACAUACAGAGAGUGAGUGAAAAUGAGGGUGGAGAAGCCAGUUAUGAGGUAUUUGCCUGCUGACUGGCACCGCAACAAUGAUGCACUCCGCCAGGCCUCUCAUGACACCCGUACCACUUCCCACAAUUUCCGCCACCAGUCACACCACCUUCGGGACCAGACAAGGAACAAAACAUGCUGGGAUUGUGAGGACAAUACUACUCGUCUCCACGACCGUGUGUAUGAGCUACAGCGAGUCACUGAUGAUCUGCAGCGAUCCCUCAAACAGGUGAACGAUGAGAUUUCCAAACUGGAGAAUGCCAAGGAGACAGCUGAAGCUGAGCUGGAGGCACAUGUGUAUCCCCUCAACACUGCCCUCGAGUGUCUCACAAUACGAGAACGACGCAGGGAAGGUGACCUGGUCAAGGAUGAUCCUGAGAUCCAGCUACAGCAGGAGGUGAGGCUAUUGGAGAAGUCACGGGCCAACUUGGAGAAGGUGGUGCUGGAGGCUGUCUCUCACCUCAGGGUUCUACAUGAUGCCAAACAACGACUUCAAGAUGACCUCAAAGAUAAGAGAGCUGCACUACAGGUUGACGGAACACAGACAGCCCUCACCGUGUACUCCCCACAGAUAUCCUUCAAGCCUGACCCCUUACGAGUCCCUAAAGGGACCAUCCUGCCUGCUGAUUGGCUGGACCACUCACUGAAGAACAUGGCAGUGACAGAGGCAGCCAUCCGGGACUCCCAGACCCUGCGAGACAAUAUGUGUGUUACUAUACAGACAGUGCGACGUGAGGAUGAGGCACAACAGACGGCAACAGACUACUCAGUUCGUCGUCGUCUGCAUCAGGAGACUCGUGCUAGAGAUGAACUGCAGUGGCAGAAGGACUGUCUCUUGGAGGAGAUACGUGCACAGGAGAAAGAAAUCUUAGACCUGGAGGAGCAGCUGCGAGCAUCAUCGUUACCCUUGAAGGUGGCUCAAACACGGCUUGAGGGACGGACGCAGCGGGUGAGGAAUGACCUGGUGAGAGAUGCCCCACAAGAUGGUCUCAUGGCUGAGGUACAGCAUCUGACAGAGACUCGCAGGCUCUUACGUGAUAGCCUGGCCCGUGCCCUAGAUACACUUCAUGCCCUACAGCGCCACUUACGUACAGUAGAUGUGGACUUGGGCCGCAAGAGCCUCUCCGUCACCCUGGAGAAGAAGGUGCAAGGCUCACGUCAGGCCCUCAAGGAUCGCAAACCAUCUGAGACGCUCACACACACUAACCUCACUCUCACAGGCUCUCUCAGGGCACACCCAACACAUAUACUCUAAGUGGAGAGAGAGAAUGGUCUUAAGUCUCCCAGUUCAGCCAAAAUUAUCCAGAUAUUUUAGCUGGAAUAAUAAUGAAAGAAAAACAUCCAAAUUUUCAAGGAAUCCUGCCUAUGACUGUAUAAGACAAAGAGAGAAUUGGAUCUUACAAUUUCAAGCUACAAGUACAGUACUCUCUUUGAUUUUUCUCCUACUAGCAAGCAACUUCACUUUGAUACCUCCAAGAAGUAAUUUUUGUUGAACAGAAUCUGAACUAGGCCACUUUUAUCCAGCACGGCACAAUUUGUUGGGGCAUCUUUAUUAUAGGAUUCUGUUCUCUUUAUUUUGUUUGAGUCAUUUAAUGUUCUCCACUUACUCUUUGUCUCUUUCUUACUCUUCCUCUUUGUACCAACACAGAGUUUAUUGUGUCAGGUAAUGAGAUAGGGAAGAGAAAGUCUAGGUUGUGUGGUGUAUGGAUAAUGAAAAUAAUUGCAUUACUGUAUGCAUAAUACUGUAGGUGAUAGGGAAGAAAGUGUUUUGGCACUGGAAGGAGUUUAGAACUUAUCCAGUUUAGCACUUACAUUUGGAACAUUCAACAAAAUGGGUUCACUCAGUAACAUUUCAUAAUACUAUAUUCUGCACAAAUUUAAUUGGUUAAAUAGAUUAGAUGUAUGUCAUUGGAUGUUUUAUGUAGUUGGCAAUUGUGGUCGCUUACAUACAGGGUAUUUUAAUUUUACCCCAAAUGCAGGUCACUAUUUUUUGUUUUGUGUUUGUUGAUUAUUCAUAGUUGAAGAUAUUUUACAACUUAAUACUGUUGUAUACUGUUUUAUAAAUUUUCCUUGAUUGUC
This is a messenger RNA of Homarus americanus (American lobster), 2209 nucleotides long. RefSeq names its product tektin-2-like. Gene Ontology annotation, biological process: cilium assembly; cilium movement involved in cell motility. Bases 114 to 1385 code for a protein of 423 amino acids. Gene Ontology annotation, cellular component: nucleus; microtubule cytoskeleton. The transcript has 10 exons. NCBI's taxonomy places the organism in Eukaryota, Metazoa, Arthropoda, Malacostraca, Decapoda, Nephropidae. The record is from RefSeq and is a predicted model, not a curated record.